This is a messenger RNA of Tupaia belangeri chinensis (Chinese tree shrew), 601 nucleotides long. RefSeq names its product SAP30 like (gene SAP30L). The record is from RefSeq and is a predicted model, not a curated record. Gene Ontology annotation, molecular function: transcription coregulator activity; protein binding. The annotation marks the transcript as partial. Gene Ontology annotation, cellular component: histone deacetylase complex. Lineage: Eukaryota; Metazoa; Chordata; Mammalia; Scandentia; Tupaiidae. The transcript has 4 exons. Gene Ontology annotation, biological process: regulation of DNA-templated transcription.
GCGGCCGGCCAGGGCUGCUGCCUCAUCGAGGACGGCGAGCGCUGCGUCCGGCCGGCGGGCAACGCCUCCUUCAGCAAGAGAGUCCAGAAGAGCAUCUCGCAGAAGAAACUCAAGCUGGACAUCGACAAGAGCGUAAGACACCUAUAUAUUUGCGAUUUCCACAAAAAUUUUAUCCAGAGUGUACGAAAUAAAAGGAAGAGGAAGACAAGUGACGAUGGUGGAGAUUCUCCUGAGCAUGACACUGACAUUCCUGAGGUCGAUCUGUUCCAGCUGCAGGUGAACACUCUGCGACGUUAUAAACGACACUACAAAUUACAGACCAGACCAGGCUUCAAUAAGGCCCAGUUAGCAGAAACUGUCAGCCGACACUUCAGGAAUAUACCUGUGAAUGAAAAAGAGACCCUCGCCUACUUCAUCUACAUGGUGAAGAGUAACAAGAGCAGACUGGACCAGAAAUCAGAGGGUGGCAAGCAGCUCGAGUGAGGAGGAAGCACACCCUAAAGGAAUGACGUGUAAUGCCAAUGCCCAGGUGAUGUCCGCUGCAUUUAAGCCCAUAAAGACUGUUAACUUUUAUUGUAAAUAAAAAAGUUUGAAUGACGAA